GGCGUAUUGUUUUGAUUUUAGGUUCCAGUGUGUGUGUGUGUGUGAAGCACUUGGUGCGAGUAUCUGAAAACCACAUAUAUAUGCACAUAUAAUUUUUUGUCCAUUUAACUUAUUUUACUAGUAUACUUCCGUACAGCUUUUUUAUGUUUCUCGAGCAUCCUCUGGUUCUGGGUGCUUUCUAGAACUUUCAAGAGUGUAAGGUGCAGGAUCACACACUGCUAAAAUUAACCAAAUCAUGGACCCCAAUGGGUUACUGUCCACUAACUCUUGCCAGGUACAUCUGAAGUGGGGUAAUGGAUUUAUAGAGACGUCGCCCAUUUCUGUACCUAGUAAACGUAAACGAAAUGAGACGACUGUAAAUGUAAACGGAGCAGACUGUCUGAACGCUUUUCCCUCCAAAGAGAGUUUGAGGAAACGUGGCUUUGUCUUAAUUGAUGGCCAAAAAGGUGUGUACUACUCAGAGAGCUGGCAGCCUAAUGGCAGCACUUUGUACCUGCCAGUAAAUGGGACUUUGUUGGCCAACAUUGAAAAAUACGACCAGAUCAGCUUUGAGCAGGACGUCUACUGCAUAGGCAAUGCAGCCGGUGGAUUUCAGCAGAAGGUCCAAGGUCAAGCGAUUCAUUGCUGGCGGUAUAGCGAACAUGAAAAAAAGCUUUUUAUUGCACUUUCUUACUUGUUCACAAACUUACAAGUUUUUCAUGAAGUUGUCAGCACUCUUGAUUGUCUCUAAGGAUGAUAGUCGUCUGGAUAAGCAGAGUUGGGCAGUGCUAUUUUAUCACAAAGCACAAAACAAUCACGGUAUUAUACAUAUUAAAGUGUUAAUUGACCUUUUCUAACUUCUUAACAGAGUAUAUGCCUUCAACACAUCACUAUACAUUAUUUCUGUGCGGUUCUUUUCUAGUAACAGCGUCUGUUUCAUGAGUAGCAGUAAACUUGAUCCAUUGCGACUCAACAAGGGAUGUUAUCAACCAAGUGUAUUUCAUUAAUGCGGUGCAAGAUGUUCCAAAAGUGUGGUCAUUUGUGGUUUUGCACAAUAAACACUGUUAUAAGUGACUGAGAUAAUAGACCAAAAUAAACAUUAUGUAAUCACA
Messenger RNA from Triplophysa dalaica, 1091 nucleotides. RefSeq lists its product as uncharacterized. The record is from RefSeq and is a predicted model, not a curated record. Bases 236 to 730 code for a protein of 164 amino acids. The transcript has 4 exons. Lineage: Eukaryota; Metazoa; Chordata; Actinopteri; Cypriniformes; Nemacheilidae.